AUGUCGGACAACAAGAACAGCAGACCAACCAGCAUAGAUACCAAGACCAACGCGCCUAAUCACGAUAGCCCGGUCCAUCUAGAAGAGGGCGUCACCCUUAGGCACUCUACCGUCAUCAGCUACGACAACAAUGGCAUUAAAGCUAUCCUGCAAUCUCCUUAUGUAUUCGGCGCUGCCCUUCUAGCCUCCUUUGGCGGCUUCUCCUUCGGCUACGACCAAGGCGUCAUCUCCCUCAUCCUUACGAUGCCAGUCUUCCACAAAGCCUUUCCUGAAAUUGCCCCGGGCCAUCCCCACUAUGGCUUCAACACCGGAAUCAUGACGGGCCUGCUGGAACUCGGCGCCUUUAUCGGCUGCCUAUUCUUCCCUUUAGUCGCCGAUCGAUAUUCUAGAAAGAUCGGCCUUGCCAUUGCGACUGCCUUCUUCGUUGUCGGUGCCAUUAUCCAGACUGCCGCGAAUAACUACGGUGCCCUCGUUGCGGGUCGGACUAUCGGUGGUGUAGGCGUGGGCACACUCGCCAUGGGUGCCCCGUUGUACAUCUCCGAGAUCGCACCUGCCAAUAUUAGGGGCUCUCUUCUAGUUCUGGAAUACAUAUCCAUCGUCGUUGGUGCCAUCGUUGCCUACUGGAUCACGUACGGCACUCGUGUAAUUAAUGGUGAAUGGGCCUUCAGGCUGCCCUUCCUAUUGCAGAUGGUCCCUGCUCUAGCUGUUGGUGUCGGUAUUCAGUUCUUCCCAUUCUCGCCAAGAUGGUUAGCCAUGCGACACCGGGAUGAAGACAGCCUACACUCUCUAGAGAGACUCAGAGGCCUUCCUAGAACCGAUCCUCGCGUCCAACACGAGUGGAAGGGCAUUCUUCGUGAAGUUGAGCUUCAGGAGGCGGUUCUUGCUCGUGAACAUGGCACCGAGAAGAGCUUUAUUGCGCUUGAACUGCAGCAGUGGGGUGAUCUAUUUAAGCCCAAAUAUCUCAGUCGUACUGCAGUUGGUCUUGCCAUGCCGUUCUUUCAACAGUUCUCAGGCAUCAACGCUUUUGUGUACUAUGCCCCGAUCUUCUUCGCUGCCCUGGGUUAG
Molecule: messenger RNA, 1065 nt
Organism: Parascedosporium putredinis
Lineage: Eukaryota; Fungi; Ascomycota; Sordariomycetes; Microascales; Microascaceae
Source: the annotation of a GenBank genome assembly